Molecule: messenger RNA, 3365 nt
Organism: Oncorhynchus gorbuscha (pink salmon)
Lineage: Eukaryota; Metazoa; Chordata; Actinopteri; Salmoniformes; Salmonidae
Product: low-density lipoprotein receptor-related protein 6-like
Biological process (GO): receptor-mediated endocytosis involved in cholesterol transport; chemical synaptic transmission; Wnt signaling pathway involved in somitogenesis
Molecular function (GO): protein binding
Source: RefSeq, a predicted model, not a curated record
CUCCCAGGUACCAACCUGUGUGCGGAGGCUAAUGGUGGGUGUAGCCACCUAUGCCUGUAUAAGCCGGUGGGCGUCCAGUGUGCCUGUCCCAUUGGUCUAGAGCUGAUAGCUGACCUGUCCACCUGCAUCGUACCAGAAGCCUUCCUCCUCUUCUCCCGACACACAGACAUCAGACGCAUCUCCUUGGAAACCAACAACAACAACGUGGCCAUCCCGCUGACCGUUAAAGAGGCGUCUGCACUUGACUUUGACAUCACCGACAACCGGAUCUACUGGACAGAUAUCACACUGAAGACAAUCAGUCGUGCGUUUAUGAAUGGCAGCGCUCUGGAACACGUGGUGGAGUUUGGCCUGGACUACCCAGAAGGCAUGGCGGUGGACUGGUUGGGGAAGAAUCUGUACUGGGCCGACACUGGGACCAAUCGUAUUGAGGUGGCCAAGCUGGAUGGACAGCACAGACAGGUCCUAGUCUGGAAGGAUCUGGACAGCCCUCGAGCCCUGGCACUGGACCCUGCUGAGGGGUUUAUGUACUGGACAGAGUGGGGUGGGAAGCCCAAGAUUGACCGCUCAGCGAUGGACGACGGGCGGAUCACUCUGGUGCCCAACGUGGGCCGAGCCAACGGGCUGACCAUCGACUAUGCCGAGAGGCGACUGUACUGGACUGACCUGGACACGACACUCAUAGAGUCCUCCAACAUGCUGGGUCUGGAGCGUGAGGUUAUAGCCGGCGCUCCCCACCCCUUUGGUUUGACCCAGUACCAGGAUUACAUCUAUUGGACGGACUGGUCUCAGCGCAGCAUCGAACGGGCCAAUAAGACAUCGGGCCAGAACCGUACGGUCAUCCAGGGUCACCUAGACUACGUGAUGGACAUCUUGGUCUUCCACUCGUCACGCCAGGGGGGCUGGAACGCCUGCGCCUCCACCAAUGGGCAAUGCUCACACCUCUGUCUGGCUGUACCAAUCAGCAGCUUCGUCUGCGGAUGUCCCGCCCACUUCUCCCUCAACAAUGACAACAAGACCUGCAGUGCCCCUACGUCGUUCCUCUUGUUCAGUCAGAAGUCAGCCAUUAACCGGAUGGUGAUGGAUGAGCACCAGUCUCCUGACAUCAUCCUUCCCAUCCACAGUCUGAGGAACGUCAGGGCUAUAGACUACGACCCCCUGGAAAAACAACUGUACUGGAUCGACUCCAAACAGAACGCAAUCCGCAGAGCGCAGGAGAACGGGAACAUGAGUAUGACGGUGGUGUGGAGCCAAGUGGGCGGUCCUAACCUGGGCCUCCAGCCGUUUGACCUGAGCAUCGACAUCUACAGCCGCUUCAUCUACUGGACCAGCGAGGUCACUAAUGUCAUUAACGUGACGAGGACAGACGGCAGCCGGGUGGGAGUGGUGCUGAGAGGAGAACACGACAGACCCAGAGCCAUCGUGGUCAACCCAGAGCGAGGGUACAUGUACUUUACCAACCUGCAGGAGCGCAGUCCUAAGAUAGAACGAGCAGCGCUCGACGGGACAGAGAGAGAGGUGUUGUUCUUCAGUGGCCUGGGGAAGCCCGUUGCCCUGGCCAUAGACAAUGAGGUCGGCAAGCUGUUCUGGGUCGACUCAGACCUCCGGCGCAUCGAGAGCAGUGACCUAUCAGGAGCCAAUCGGAUUGUGAUUGAGGACUCCAACAUCCUCCAGCCGGUUGGUCUGACGGUGUUUGGUAACCACCUGUACUGGAUCGACCGUCAGCAGCAGAUGAUCGAACGCAUCGACAAGACGACCAGGGAGGGAAGGACCAAGAUCCAGGCUCGCAUUGCCUCUCUCAGCGACAUUCACGCUGUCUACGACCUCGACAUGAGCGAGUACAGUAAGCACCCUUGUACCUGGGACAACGGAGGCUGUUCUCACAUCUGUAUCGUCAAGGGAGACGGAACCACACGCUGCUCCUGUCCUGUUCAUCUGGUCCUGCUGCAGAAUGAACUCUCCUGUGGAGAACCCCCCACCUGUUCUCCAGAACAGUUCUCCUGUGUAUCCGGGGAGGUGGACUGUAUUCCCCACGCGUGGCGGUGUGACGGCUACCCAGAGUGUGACGACAGCAGCGACGAGGGAGACUGUCCUGUCUGUUCAGAUUCAGAGUUUCAGUGUGACUCCAGACAGUGUGUUGACCUCAGCCUCCGCUGCAACGGAGAGGUCAACUGUCAGGAUCGCUCAGACGAGAACAAAUGUGAAGUGCGCUGCUCUCCGGACCACUUCAGCUGUUCCAGCGGUCAGUGUGUGGGGAAACAUCAGAAGUGUGACCACUCUACAGACUGCUCUGACAACUCGGACGAGAUGGGCUGCUACCCGACUGAAGAGCCGUCCUCCCAGCCCACCAACACCAUCGGCUCCAUUGUGGGGGUUGUCAUGGCGCUGUUUGUGGUGGGUGCCAUCUACUUGGUGUGCCAGCGCGUGCUCUGUCCCCAGAUGAAGGAUGACAGGGAGACUGUAACCAAUGACUUGGUGGUUCACGGCCCUUCUGUUUCUCUGGGUUAUGUACCUCACCCUGCCUCUCUGUCCGGGUCUCUGCCAGGUAUGUCCAGGGGGAAGUCUGUGAUUGGUUCGUUGAGCAUCAUGGGCGGGUCCAGUGGCCCCCCUUACGACCGCGCCCACGUAACUGGAGCCUCCUCCUCAAGCUCCUCCUCCACCAAGGGCACUUACUUCCCCCCGAUCCUGAACCCUCCUCCAUCUCCUGCGACCGUCAGGUCUCAGUACACCAUGGAGUUUGGCUACUCCUCCAACAGCCCGUCAACGCACCGUUCAUACAGUUACCGUCCCUACACCUACAGUCACUUCGCCCCUCCCACAACCCCCUGCUCCACGGACGUCUGCGACAGCGACUACACCCCCGGACGCCGCGCCCCGCCCACCUCCAACUCCGGCGUCGCCAAAGGUUACACCAGCGACCUGAACUACGACUCGGAACCCUUUCCCCCACCCCCCACCCCCCGCAGCCAGUACCUGUCAGCGGAGGAGAACUGUGAGAGCUGCCCCCCCUCCCCCUAUACGGAGCGCUCCUACUCUCACCACCUCUACCCCCCGCCCCCAUCACCCUGCACAGACUCCUCCUGAAACCCCUCGCUGUACAUAACAAUUGUUGAUAUUGUGUUUCUGAAAGAGGGAGAGGAGAGGAGGCUGCUGAGGGAUGUACAGAACAUAUGAACAGAGAAACAGGAAGCUCGGGGGGAAGAAAGAGCUCCGGGAACAUUUGUACAUUUUAAAAAUAGAAAAAAGCAUAUCUAUAUAUUUUCUAUACAGCGUUUACUGGAUACGCCGUAGAGGGUUUGUAUUCAAACAUUUGUACAUUUUUUAUUUUUUAAGAAAACGUUUUAUUAAAAUCAUCACAAACAUGA